Choloepus didactylus (southern two-toed sloth) is the source of this 1907-nucleotide messenger RNA. Its product is annotated as adhesion G protein-coupled receptor E1-like. The record is from RefSeq and is a predicted model, not a curated record. Gene Ontology annotation, biological process: adenylate cyclase-activating G protein-coupled receptor signaling pathway; cell surface receptor signaling pathway. Gene Ontology annotation, molecular function: G protein-coupled receptor activity. NCBI's taxonomy places the organism in Eukaryota, Metazoa, Chordata, Mammalia, Pilosa, Megalonychidae. Gene Ontology annotation, cellular component: membrane.
CACACCUACCCUUAUUCAUGAUUUCUCAACUUUAUGAAACCUUCUAUCUAAUUAGUUUUAUUUCUUUGAAAGAAUAAUGUGAAUGACAAUGAAUGCAAAAAGGACAUUGCAACAAUGACUUCCCAACCACUUCCACCUUGGAAUUGACCAGACGGAAUGAGAAAUUUCCUUCUCCAGAGUAUAACCAUGAGAUGACAUGGUCACCUUCAUCUGUGACUGUGAGUUCAUCAGUGAACAUUUUGAAUAAUGUGAAUGACAAUGAAUGCAAAAAAAACAGUGCACUAAUGACUUCCCAACCGCUUCCACCUGUGAAAUUGAACAGACAGAAUGAGAGAUAUCCUUCUCUAGGAGUGCACAGGAAUUCUGCCCAUGGAAGAGGGCGUCUAUUCAAAAGGAAAAAAAGUAAGAUAUCCAACAUCAAACACGUACAGCAUUGCCAAAGGAAAGCAGCAAAAGAGCCAGAAACUAAAAUGGCUGAGAGCUUUGGCACUGUGCUUGAACAAACAGCCACAUGAUCCACCUUUACCAAGGAAGAGACAUCCACCAUGGCCACAGUCUUGCUGGAGAAUGUGGAGAGUAUCACGCUGGCUGCUUUUCUGAAGCCAUCAGUGAAUGCCAGUUAGACAAUGCAGAGUGAAUAUUUAGACAUUGAAAGCAAAGUUAUCAAAGAUGAAUGUAUUGAAGAGAAUAUAGCCUUUAAUUUGAAAGCCAAAGGGGAUGCGAUGAAGAUCAGAUGUUCCACAAUAGAAGAAUCUGGAUCCUCAGGGACUUAUGGGGUGGCUUUCGCCUCCCUUAAGGGCAUGGAGUCUGUUUUAGAUGAGAGCUUCUUCCAAGACCCUCAGGCCUCCUUGACCAACUCCAAGAGGAAGCUGAAGGUGAAUUCUCGAAUUGUCAAAGGCAUCUUGACUGGGGAGAAGGAAGAUAACUUCUCAGAUCCAGUUAUUUAUACUCUAGAGAACAUCCAGCCAAAGCAGAAGUUUGAGAGCCCCAUCUGUGUUUCCUGGGACCCAGAUGUGGAGGGCGGAAGGUGGACAUCCUCGGGCUGCAUGAUCCUCAAUGCUUCCAAGACACACAGCGUCUGCAGCUGUAAGCGUUUGGCGAACCUGGUCAUCAUCAUGGCUUCUACAGAGCUCACGAUGGAGUACUCUUUGUACAUCAUUAGCCACACGGGCCUGACCAUCUCCCUGGUGUGCCUCGCCUUGGCCAUCGCCAUGUCCCUGCUGUGUCGUUCCAUUUGCAACCGCAACACGGACCUCCACCUGCACCUCUGUAUGUGCCUCUUCCUGGCCAAGAUUCUCUUCCUCACUGGUGUAAAGAAGACCAACAAGCAGUUGGGAUGCGCCAUUAUCACAGGCCUUUUGCAUUACCUGUUCCUCGCCUGUCUCUUCUGGAUGCUGGUGGAAGCUGCCAUGCUGUUCCUGAUGGUCAGGAACCUGAAGGUGGUGAAUUACUUCAGUUCUCGCAACAUCAAAAUGCUGCACCUGUGUGCCUUUGGCUAUGGACUCCCAGUUCUGGUGGUGGUUGUUUCUGCUAGUGUACAGCCACAGGGCUAUGGGAUGCAUAAUCAUUGCUGGCUUAAUAUGGAGAUGGGAUUCAUCUGGAGUUUCCUGGGGCCAGUUUGCACAAUCAUCAUGGUAAGAAAUUGCUUGGUGAAGUGUGUUCUGGAGGAGGAACCAGAGAACCCCCACAUCCCAGAACCUCAUCCUUUGCAAAUCUUCUUCCACAGAUUACUGACGUUCAAAGCGUUUGCCCAGCUCUUCAUCUUGGGCUGCUCUUGGGUGUUGGGCAUUUUCCAGAUUGGAGCCAUGGCCAGUUUCAUGGCCCAUCUGUUCACCAUCAUCAACAGCCUGCAGGGCGCCUUCAUCUUCCUCAUUCAUUGCCUGUUCAACUGCCAGGUGGAGGGUUAA